This is a messenger RNA of Linum trigynum, 237 nucleotides long. Lineage: Eukaryota; Viridiplantae; Streptophyta; Magnoliopsida; Malpighiales; Linaceae. The record is from the annotation of a GenBank genome assembly.
AUGUUGGCGAAAGCGCUUUUCUUCACUCAGAAGGAGGCCAUGGAGGUCAUCAAAGAGAAGAGGCUCAAGACGAGCUUCAACAACACGAACAAAGGGCUCACGCAUAUCAAGGAUAGUCAAGCGAUCACUGAUGUCUUUGGCGUGAGUAAGAAAUUUUUCACGAAGUCAUCACUGCGGCUGAGGUUAUCGAACUGGUCUUUGAGGUGGCUGAUGCUGUGUCGAAUGACGAAUCUUUAA